AUGAACUGGCUCAAGUCUACCCUCGCUUCCGUUGCCGGGACUCAGGAACCGAUCUAUGGCCCUGAGGCCUUCCGGUCCGUCGCCCGCCAGACGGAGGAGACCCCUUAUACUGAGCUCGCCCGCGAUGACCUCCGCUGGAUCGCUCACCAGUAUACCAAUGUCGAGACCCAGGUCUUCUAUGUCAUGGGUGACGAUGGCACCCUCGCCAUGGCCCAGAUCAUCUACAGCAACAUCGCAGGUAUCCAUACCACCGCCCAGUUCACCUCGAAGAUUUUCAACCUCGCCGGUGACGCGCCCCACAACUGGCACUCCGACCCCCUCUCCAACUUCAUGUUUGACGAGAGCAUGCAUUCCUUCGGCGCCGACAACCUGGCGGUCCAGCUCAGCGAAGACGGCGAGAGCUACAGCAUCAAGUCCGCCGUGAACGAAGACAGCCUGGUGAACCUGACCUUCAAGCGCACCUCCCCCGGCUUCGUCGUCGGCAAGGACGGCACCUCGUACUACGGCACGGAUGCCCAGAACCCGUGGGGAUCGAUGAGCCACGCCUUCUGGCCCCGCUGCGCCGUGGAGGGCACAAUCACCACCCAGGAGAAGACCUAUGACCUCACGGGCCGGGGAAUGUUCAUCCAUGCCCUUCAGGGCAUGAAGCCCCACCACGCGGCCGCACGGUGGAACUUCAUCAACCUCCAGACCCCGACCUACUCGGCCAUCAUGAUGGAAUUCACCACCCCUCCCUCGUACGGCUCGACCGUGGUCAACGUCGGCUGCAUCGUCAAGGACGGAGAGAUCAUCUACGCCGGCUCCACCAACAGCGCGGCCCACACCGAGACAAUCCAGGACCAGGAAAGCGACUGGCCCGAGCCCAAGCAGAUCAAGUGCGUGUGGGAGGGCAAGUCCAAGAACGGCGACGAGGUCCGCGCGGAGCUGGAUGCCGCCCUUGGCAAGCGCCUGGACCGGAUCGACGUGAUGGCCGAGGUUCCCGGCUUCAUCAAGACCAUUGCGGGCAGCGUCGCGGGCACGCGACCAUACAUCUUCCAGUAUGCCCCCCAGGAGAAGCUCACGCUCAAACUCAAGGUCGGCGACACCGAGGUCACCGAGGAGGGAAGCAUGUUCUCCGAGGCGACGUUCAUUUCAUAG
Messenger RNA from Aspergillus heteromorphus CBS 117.55, 1137 nucleotides. RefSeq names its product survival factor 1 family protein. The transcript has 5 exons. Gene Ontology annotation, cellular component: cytoplasm. The record is from RefSeq and is a predicted model, not a curated record. Bases 1 to 1137 code for a protein of 378 amino acids. Lineage: Eukaryota; Fungi; Ascomycota; Eurotiomycetes; Eurotiales; Aspergillaceae. Gene Ontology annotation, biological process: response to oxidative stress.